AUGUCCAAUGGACUGAACGAAAAGAAUGCGCUGUCCGAUGACGGCCAUUUGUCGCAAUCCGAGGAUGACGACUAUGCGGAAACACAUGGGAGGACGUCCGAGGACGUGAGACGGCAUGAUCAAGACACCCUGACCGCGGAGGAAGAAGCGGAGAGGCUGCUGGGAGUUAACGAGAAGGAUGCGAGGAAUAUUGCACAGAGGUUCGCAGACCGGCGAGAAGCGCGAAGCCAGCGGAGGAGGGAGGCGACGCGCAGCAAGAGAGGUCUACGCACCGCUGGCCGGAGCGAGUUGAUGUACGAUACCGAAGAAGGCCGACGAUCAAGCAGCAGCGAGGGAAGCAACUCCAGCGAGGCCGAUCUGCAGCUGCUGAAGGAGACGCAGUCAAAGCAGCGGACGACCAAGACCUCCCGAUUCGCACGUUUCACUAUGAUCCACGUCGUCAUAAUCGCCGCCUUUGUCGCCCUCGUAUACGGCGCAUAUCACGCAACAUCUCACAAGUCAAGCCCGACUUUCGUCGCUCAGACGCUGUCCAACGGCACCCACACCUUCCUCCCCACCACCCUCCUCAUCUCCCUCGACGGCUUCCGAGCCGAUUUUCUCGCCCGCAAUCUGACGCCCACAUUGAACGACUUCGUCCGCUCAGGCGUCAGCCCGCAGUACAUGACCCCUUCCUUCCCCUCCCUCACCUUUCCCAACCACUACACCCUCGUCACUGGCCUCUACCCCGAAAGUCACGGAGUCGUUGGCAAUACUUUCUGGGAUCCGAAUACGAGCAAAGAGUUCUACUACACCGAUCCAGCUCGCAGCAUGCAAAGAGAAUGGUGGAAUGCCGAGCCAUUAUGGGUGACGGCCGAGCUGGCCGGAGUGCGAAGUGCCAUCCACAUGUGGCCCGGAAGCGAAGCGCCCAUUGGCGACAUCGAACCCGCAUAUGUUGACAAAUAUAACGGGGAAGAGCUAUUGGACACGAAGAUUGACCGCAUCUUCACCUGGCUCGAUCUCCCGGGCCCCGAAGACGAGAACGCCAAGGAUGCGGGUCUUCGACCUCAACUUAUCGCGGCGUACGUUCCUGACGUUGACCGUGACGGCCACCGAUCCGGUCCCAACAGCACUCACAUCCGCGGCACUAUCGCACAAGUGGACGACAUGCUCGGCACCAUCUUUCGCAAGAUCGACGAGCGGAAUCUGACCCACAUUGUCAACAUCAUCGUGGUAUCCGAUCACGGCAUGGCCACGACAUCUAUCAAUCGCCUCAUCCAGCUCGAAGACCUCAUCGACACCUCCCUCAUCGAACACACCGAUGGCUGGCCUCUCUACGGCCUCCGCCCAUACAACUCCGACCCCGCCCACCUACAAGACCUCUACAGCACUCUCCUCGCCAAAUCUCGCCUUCCCGAAUACAGAAACAGCUUCGAUGUCUACCUCCGCGACAAAAACAUGCCGUCGCGCUACCACUUCAGCAACAACCCACGCAUCGCACCCCUCUGGAUCGUGCCCCGCGUCGGCUGGGCCAUCGUCACGAAAUCCGAGUUCGACAUCCCGCUCUCCAAACAGCGCGGCGACGAGUACAAACCGCACGGCCUGCACGGCUACGACUUUGAGCACCCGCUCAUGCGCGCCAUUUUUGUUGCACGCGGCCCCGCCUUCCCACAUCCGAAGGGCAGUCGCGUGGGCGAGUUUGGCAACGUGGAAGUCUACAAUAUCGUGUGUGAUUCAUUGGGGAUUGAGCCCAGGCCGAAUAAUGGGACUUUGAGACUACCGUUGAGGACGCAAGGGUUGCAUGAUUUUGACGCUGUGCACGGCGGGGUGAAUACGGAGGUUCCGGAGGACUUUUCUUCAUCGGACGGCGAUGGCGAUGGAUUUGAUGGGGGAAGUGGACUCGGUGGUGCAGGGGAUCUGGAUCAUUUGAAUUUCGGUGCGCCGCCAGUCAUGCCGACCGAGCCUUUGCCGCCGACGAUGCCGACAGAUCCUGUGCCGCCGACACCGCCGACCGAGCCUGCUCCGUCUGACGAAGGCGCGGAAGGACAAAAGGGCUCGCAGAGCUGGUGGGAGUGGAUGAGGGAGCAGUUUGAGAAGAUUCAGAGUUGGGCUGAUCAGCAACUUGGAGGCAAGGAAAAGGAGGACGGUCAGGCGGGGUCCUAG
Neohortaea acidophila is the source of this 2139-nucleotide messenger RNA. Its product is annotated as alkaline-phosphatase-like protein. Bases 1 to 2139 code for a protein of 712 amino acids. Gene Ontology annotation, biological process: nucleoside triphosphate metabolic process. The record is from RefSeq and is a predicted model, not a curated record. NCBI's taxonomy places the organism in Eukaryota, Fungi, Ascomycota, Dothideomycetes, Mycosphaerellales, Teratosphaeriaceae. Gene Ontology annotation, molecular function: nucleoside triphosphate diphosphatase activity; ribonucleoside triphosphate phosphatase activity. The transcript is spliced from 2 exons.